Molecule: messenger RNA, 2526 nt
Organism: Fomitiporia mediterranea MF3/22
Lineage: Eukaryota; Fungi; Basidiomycota; Agaricomycetes; Hymenochaetales; Hymenochaetaceae
Exons: 5
Coding region: 1402-2526 (374 amino acids)
Source: RefSeq, a predicted model, not a curated record
CAUUCUUCCCCUCCAUUGCCUCGCGGUCUGAAUCACUAGUUGUACCCGCGCCACCAACAAGCUCUGUGUCAGAGUUCGGUGCACUGGAAGGCGGAUACAACGAAGAGUCCUGGCUACUCCAUGAAGCACGCUCAGCUGCAUCUGCAAGGAAUCGUGGUCGCGGAGGAGCGAGGUCUGACGCGUUCUCCCUCUCUUCCUCGACUUCUGCAUCAGCGGAGCUUGCCACACCGGAGUCCUCGUCUCGCGAGGAUGUAUGCGAGUCAGGCUCAACUUCUUGUGAGGAGGGCGUCGAGUCACCUGUGGAAGGACGACCGACCGAGAGGUACUCUCCUUGCGCCUGAACUGGUGCCUCCGGCUCAGAUCGGGACACUUCGUGAGGUUGCACCUGGUGAGCUGGUGUAGAGACUUCGCGGUCUGUAUCAGUCUCGUCCUCCGGACCGCCGAUCUCGAACGACAGUGUGCUUCGACGGUUGCCUGUUGCCUCCCGUCCUUGCGCCUGUCCGUUACGUGCGUCUACAUCCCUAGCACUAUGCUCCACCGCAUUCUGGUCGACUGAUUCAGCAUCGUAUGAGUACGUGCUACCUGUGCUCAUCGGCCUCUCGGUCUGACCAGACGAAGGUCUUUCCGACUUUGCCUCAAAUGCAGAGAAAGGACUGUACGGUUUGCGCCGAGGACGCGGGGCGUUGCUGAAUGGGUCGAACAUUUCUUCGAGACCCUUUCCGCGGCUUCGUACUUGAGGCUGAGUGAUAAACGUAGACGGGGGGCUUGCUUGGAAGGAGUGUUGCGAGUGUGACGGGGGUGUGCUGGGCGAGUAAGGUGCGGAGGGAGACACGGAUGUUGUCGAGGGAGAGGAGGGGGAAUAAAGGAACGGUGUGGAGGUGUAUGAGAGGGAUGGAGGUGACGAGGGAGAGGCAGGAGAGGCAGGAGAAGGAGACCCAUUCGCGUGGGCGUUGCGCGGCCUACGGAGCGGCAUAAUGCUUGCUUCCUAUCUCUGUCCUCGCGUGUGUUCUUUUCGGCUCCUGGAAUUAUUAUCAAAAUAUUGAUAUCUCUUAGCGUGCACACGCAGCGGCAAGACCUCCGAGCCUGAGGACGAUAAGGCACACGUCACUUUAGUGCGGCGGCGCACUGGAUCUGAUGCGGUGUGUCUCCCUGCAAAUAAUUAUGAGUUCAAUGGAGACGAAGAGUGCGUUGGGAGAUUGGGCGUCGUUGCCUCUGACAGACGGCCAAAUAAAUGAGAAAAAUAUGGGUUGAAUAAACUCACGACACUGACAAUGCGACAAAUCGCCGGCCGUAUGUGUUCUACUGCGCGACGUUCUACUCGCUUGCCCGUCACUGCGGCGUGCGUGCAAUUGAGGACGUUGAGCUUCCGGUCUUCGAUCUAAGUUGACUGUCUGGCUAUCUAUGUCUUGGCAGCUUGCUCUAAUCGGUCACAGCUGUCUAUCUGAGCGAGACAAGACCGGAAGCAACUGCGUAGAACAGGGUACGACACGACGGAGGGCGCGACGAUGGAAAGUGGGGGCAGAAGCAAGGAAAACCGUCGAAAUGACAGAUAUGAUGAUAACACACCCUCCACUUUUUUCCUGCCAAAUUCCGCGAUUGGGCGCCAUGUCCGUCAUGUCUUCUCGACUUUCUUUAAGUUUCAUUUCCUUCACUGCCUUUUUCGUCCGACAUAUUAUUAUUCCUGCCGCCUUGCCGCAUGGAAGGCCUGGCGUUGCACGGUUGCAUGCACACGAAAAUGCAAUUCAUCAACGUUAUUUUGUUUAUCUCCCGAUCCUCGGGGUCCGCUGUUUGGCCAGAUGCUGCGAAGAAGGACAAGAAGCCUUCCGAAGCGGGACGAGAUACGCACUCCAUCCACGCCGUGCAAAUGAACGUGUUGUUGUGGCAUCAUUUGUUUACGUCGUUUGGAUGUUGCGUUCCUUAUCUCCAAGCACUUUCCUUCCAACAACGCAAACGGGCAAGCAAACCCAUCUCAAACACGUCCUGACAAGUUUCGAGUUUGUCUAUCCUCCCCCUUCGAGUCGAAGCAAUGGCAUUUGCACAGUCGUCUUAGCUCUAGCCUCCCGAAGGAAUGAAUUCCGUAGCCUCGUCUUCUGUCCGAUCACCGAUCCGAUCUGCCUUGCCUAUCGAGGCGGCUCGCGGAUCACGGUCACACCCGAUAAUUCAAUUCAAUUGUCGCUUCUCGGACUUGGGUACUUUUUCGGAAUCUUUGCGGGGCGCUGUGAUGUCAGUGACGAAGAGGAUGACGUAGAAGAUGACGCAUGGGCAUUUAAUUCACUCAAAGUCGAGCUUAAAAUACUUGCUUGUUCCAAUUGGAUAUCCCCUACUGGGAGUUUGCGAAGAAGAUGGAUCCCGCCUCAACUCUUCAACCGCGUUUUGUGCCUUUUUGCCUUGCGUAUGUGGGAGGAGAGGGGGUUUAUGCCGAAAGCUGCAUGUCGGAUUCCGUCUGCCUUAUGCAUAUACCUUCUUUAUUCUGAUGAGACGGAUGUAUGUGGAGUGGGCGAUAUUGCUGGUAUUAUUUUCGGUUGA